CUGGAAGCUUUAUUAAUGCCAACAUUUAACUUGCUUUCCAACGUUUACCAAACCACCAACCCCUAGUUAACCAAAAACCCCAAUCCCCCCACUAAACAAACAUCCAAAACACCGGUUAUUUUACCAUCUCAAUAUUAGCAUCAUCUCCCAGCUGCCAUCAUUCACCUUAAAAGACGGCUUUUGACAGCGAAGGUGAGAACAUUGUUGGAACGUAUCUCGUUUCCUAUCCGCCAUUAUAGUGAGAUCCAUGGAGAGAUUGUGGUUAUCUGGUGGUUUUAAGUGAUUAAUCCAUACUGUGUGGAUUGAUACCAAUCCAAGUGUAGUGUCGAAAAUGGAUAUAUGAUGUCUACGCACUCACAGACAAACGGGGCAAGCUUAGAAGAUUGCCACACUAAUUUCUUCGCCUUGACUGACUUGUGCGGGAUAAAAUGGCGGGUAUAUGUAUGGGACAACCCUGGCGGAAGUGGCGGCGGUGGCGGCGUCGGCGGGGGCGGCGGCGGCGGCGGGGGAGUGCCAGCUGACCCUCUGGAAGACCCCGUGCUGGUGUCGUACUCCCGCAUGGUGGCCGCUGACGUGCUGUGCGUGUGGCGACGUACGUGGCGUCCGCCGCACGACCAUGUACCUCCCUCCCCCCAGCAGUCCAACUACCACCAUCACCACCACCACCACCAGCACCACCAGCAGCACCACCAGCAGCAGCGCCACUCACUCAAGCACUCACCUAAGGAACUCUGGGUGUUUUGGUACGGUGAUGAGCCAGACCUCUCCAACCUGCUGGCACCGGAGCUGCUCAAGAGUGUGGAUGCUGGGGGGAGGUGGGAGUGGGUUUCCACACUAUUCUAUAAUUGCGUACCCCUUCUGUUUAAGGCAGACCAAAUUGAAAGAUGUCUUCUAACACGGGAUUUUGUGAGGCUGGGUCGCUGGUUUGUGCAACCUUACGAGGGUCCAGAGGGUAUCCCGGGUAGUAGUAGUACCCACUUGUCCUUCAGUUUAUCAUUCUUUGUCCAUGGUGAGAGCAUCGUCUGUGCGAGUGUAGAUGUACGGCAGCAUCCACCAGUAAGACAGCUGACCCGUCGACAUCUACUGUUGGCGCAACAAACCAACCAUGGCAUACCAGUGAUCUUGGGCCCAUAUGGACUGAGUGGUACACUUACUGGUGUAAGUUAUCGCCAUUCUGAACCUCAAAUACAAAAACUCUUGGAAGAUUGGAGACAGUUUUUUCCUGUAGAAACCAAAGUUCCACCCACAGACUCCCUGGAGCCUGCUCUCCCCGCAGCUGUCGAAGUUAUUGUGGGAGGCCACAAGAUGCGCUACCCAACGUGUUAUGUGUUAGUGACGGAUAUGGACGAUUACCUGAUGGCUGGGCGAGGUGCAAGUAUUUUAAAUAUGGGACAAAUGGCUCCUGGGGGCCUUAAGGGAGGGCUGGCAAACGAGAGUACUUCAGAGGGUAGCGACGGGUCAAACCUUCCCACACACAAUUCUCCCUUCACAGCUUCUACGCAUACUCUUUUAGCCUCGGAGUAUCUAAACUCUGGGGGACGAGGCUUGGGCUGGUCUCGGGGAAUGUGCGAACGUGUCUGGCAAGAUAUAGUACAAUGUCCUGGACAGCAGCCCCCAGUGCAGCAUGAUUGCCUCACUCCAGAAGGAACGUUAACCCCUGCAGAAAUUGCUGGCCAAUGGGACUUCUCUGACCCAGCCACGAAGAUCAGCUGUUCGUGUGCCAAGUGCAGAAGGGGUCGGGUCAGUAGUAAAGGGUGUAGCAGCAGUAAGGGCCGGGGAGAGAAAAGUAGUGGGGGAGGCGGGCGUCAACGGGGGGGCAGCUCGGUGACUGGCUGCACCCCCUUCCACAAGCGGCCCCCUCCGGCUCCCCUACCCUCGCAUGAUGAGGCGGUCCUGGACCAGUGUGGCGUGGCAGCCAUCGAAGAAUCUGAACUAAUCCAGGCUGCUGCCAGAUUGAGUGGGGCCGGAACUCCUAGCGGUGGCAACGGAAGUGGAGGUUUUAGCGGCUACAAGAGUGGAGGUGUGGCCACUCCAGGCAGCGUACCCAGCUUACGAUUAACAGGAGUUGCUGACGGUCCACCUCCAUCAGUCGACUCCCCUGCCUCUAUAACACCGUCACCGCUUCCGACGCCUCACUCUCAACCUCCGUCUGUGCCUCAUCAUGGUAACCUCAUGCCAACCUUUAAAGUACCUCCACCACCACCUUCUAAUAAUUAACCCAACUCUGAUAAUGGGUCCAACCUAUCACACCCGGUGCACCUUAUUGAUCAUAGAUAUGUAAAGCGCAACAUCUCUGACAUAAUGGGUCCUAAGUCCGUAUCAUCGCCUAACAACCAGGGUAUGUCUCCGUAUGGUGGAGGCGAUAGAGGGAAUGGCAUGGAAUCAAAUGACACCAGCAGUAGUUUGGGCGGACUUGGAAGCAGCAAUGGUUCUAUACGAGGAUUGAAGCGACCAUCUCUUCCUGGCACCGACUACCAUUCCCUCUUGGAAUUAGAGAAACCCAGCCCCGUCCUCUAUGACUACACCAAAUUAAAUGCGUGGCUUCAUCAUCCUGUAAAGAAGUUUAAACCGUCAGAGCCUAAAGUAGAAGAACCUCUUUGGCCGCCCUACAGACCAGCUCACAUCCAGGAACACAUGGACCCUUAUAGACCAGAGAUGGGUCAGGAGAUUCCGGAAAUGAAUGGUUUACCAGCUAAAUAUCCCGGUGGUAUCAAGAGAGAAGCCGACCCCUGUGACUCCGACGAUGACCUUGGAUCUGUUACUACUCAGGAGGUAAUCAAACGGAAAGACGGCCUUGAUAAAGACGAGGCCAAAACUCCGGGCAGUGUUCGGUCAUCGCAUGACCCACAUUCUCCUUCUCAACCAAAGAAAACUGGAAAUUUAUACACAAUAGAAGGACUCCAGCCUUCUUUAUCAGAUUUAGAUGAAAUCUUCGAUUCAGAUUCUCCUGUGGAUGAUGCCACAUUCCCAGACCACACACCUCCAGGAUCUAAUAAACCAUCGGGAGGACCUGAAGACACUGCUGCAGUCAUUAAUAAUAAAAAUAGUGGAGGCGGAAAUAACAAAACCAGUGUGAAUGCAAGUCUAGUGGAGUUAACCAAAAUGUUUCCAACACCCCCAUCCCAUGAACACAAUCCUGACCAUGACACUGCUUUAGAUGAUACAGUAUCUCAGGUCAUCAGUAUUAAGCAGGAGCGUAUUGAAGAACCUAGGAUCAUAAAUACACUAGAACCCUGUGCUAUUCCCAUAAAAGAAGAACCAGCACAGAUGCUAGCUGUCUACCGACCGCCCUCUCUGUCUAUGUUUGUUGGGUCAAUAAAGUAUGCUCCUCUUCUAAACCUUCCCAGUCAGGAACAUAAAACAAUCGUCACUAUUCCAGAGGAAUGGGUAUACAAACCUUCUUGGCAAUUUCCAGUUUCUGAUAAGUCACAUGGAUCAGCUCCUCCCAUGGUCCAUAUGGGGCCCCUGCAUGGGGGCCCACCAACUGGUAGUCAUGGUCAAAAGGUGGGAUUGUCUCCCAUAUCACCCAUGACCUCUAGUAUUGGAGGCCCUGCAUCAGACGGUGGUCCUGGGUCUCAACGUGGGCCUGGUAGUGUUGGGCCUGCAUCAGCAGGUCCACCAAUGAACUACGAGCUACCAUCACCAGCGUCCAAUCAGUCAUCUUACCUCAACAAGACACUGCCGUCGGUAGAGCCUCCUACUAUGGGGCUUAACCAAGUACCUGAAGCCAAUUCCCUCAUUGUUAAUGUUGCACUGCAAGACUCUAGUGUGAACCUAUUUAGAGAUCACAAUUUUGACUCUUGCACAAUGUGUGUGUGUAACAAUAGCCAGAAAAAUGUAGGUAAUAUUCGUGGUAAUGAUGGAACUCUUUAUUUGCCCCCUACACAUCUAAGUGUGGAAGAAGAAAGUAUUAAGUGCAACUGUGGUUUUUCUGCGAUAGUUAAUAGAAGGUUAGCCUUUCAGGCUGGUUUGUUUUACGAGGAUGAAGUGGACCUUACUGGCCUCCAUGAGGCUCUAGCAACUGAACGCAAAAAACAGUCCUUGCUUUUGCUAAUGGAUAAUAAGGGUGUAGAUAAUGCUGACCGUGAAACCAGUAUUUUAGAUCAGAUACCUCAAUCUAUGUUUCGUCUUUUGCAAAGCCAGUGCUUAGUAACGUUAAGUGCGCCAUCUAGUGUUAUAUAUAGAUCAACGACUGUGUACCAAAAUACUAGACGAGACAUUUUGUUAAAUUUAGUGGAUUAUAAGGAUGGAAAUGAAAUUGCAUGUAUGGCAGUUGAACAGUCUAGAGGAGCAAAUCUUAGUGAUAGUGAAAGUGGCUCCCCAGGAAUCAGACUUCAGUGCAUGCACAAAUGGUGCUAUUACCAAUUCGAUGGUCCCAGAUGUUCUAAAGAUAUUGUGAGGUGUAUGAAGGCCCUUCAGCCACACUUACAAGAAGCUAUACAAAAGAAAGGGCGGAGAGUCAAUUGGGAGCCAGUGUUUAGUGUUGAUGGUCCUCUGACGUGGAGACAGUUCCAUCGUAUGGCUGUGAGAGGCACAGAGGAUAUGGCAGAACCAUUACCAAUACCUAUGCUAUUAACUGGUCAUGAUAGAGACUGGUUAUCUAUAGCACCACAGUCACUAAGACACUGGGAAAAGCUACUUCUGGAGCCAUACUCACAACAGCGCAAUGUUGCCUAUGUUGUGGUUGCUCCAGACAACGAGUUUAUUCUUAAUCAUGUACGCACCUUCUUCAAAGAAUUAUCUUCUAUAUAUGAGUUAUGCAGAUUAGGUCGUCAUUCACCCAUCCAGCGAGUUUUGAGAAAUGGCAUUAUGCGGAUAAGUAAAACUGCAGCGUCUAAAGUUGCAAACGAACCUUUGGAGGAAUGGUUUUCCCUCCUGGGUGAUUCUCACAUGUCUACUAAGCUCAAAGUUUAUGCUCAGGUGUGUCGACACUGGUUAGCACCGCACCUAUCAACACUGAACAUGGAUAAGAGUCUCUUCGAGGUGCCUGGAUCAAGCAAAGCUAGUGAAAGACAAGCACCUUCUCCUAUGCCUCCACCAUCUUCAGAAACUGUUUGCAAUACAAACACUUCUACAACACCCACAGCAAAUUCUGAACCUGAAGCCACUUAUUCUUCAAAUCCAACCGUCUCCAAUUCGCAAGGAACUGUCUAUUUGGAACUGGUGCUAGUCUGAAGAAUUGAUGAGGAUGACCUUCCCCCCUGCUUUUUUUUCCUUGUCUACCUAUUUUGACCCUUAAAUGUGGGCCCCAGGUCCCCCAGAUAUAACCGUUUUUUUUACCUACCACUCAGAUGUUACGAACACUUUUUGGAAGGGCCCUUUCCCGAGUAUGCGAAUAAUGUUUAUCUCCAGAUCAUCUCAUUGGAAAGCAUCCUAGAGCUGGCCAGUGAUUCCCACGAUCGAUCUCGAUACAUCGACCAACUUAAGUCAUUAGCAUUUUCAGUGUUUAUGCAGUGCAGAAGAACUCUCUCCCACAAUGCUGUAGUAAAGUCGCUUACCGGCUUCGGACCAGCGUCUGUUUAUGACGGGUUUCUGAAACCCAAAGAAGCUAGUAUUGCAGCAGAAGAGAAGCGGCUAGCGCCAUAUCAUAUCUUUUCUCCGGCAUAUAUCCUGGCACCUAUAAAGGAGAGCCGUGGCACCUACAAAGAGGCACAAGAGGCUUUAGGAGUGCCAAGGGAGAAAUCCACUAUACUAAAUUGCACUUAUUGUUUGUCUGAAGAUCAAAGAUGGCUACUGGCAACUGCCACAGAUGAAUUGGGAGAAAUUUUAGAGACUGUAACCAUCAGUAUAGAAAUUCCAAACAGAACGAGAAGAAAGAAAGCUUCUGCACGUCGACAUGGUCUGAAAAAGUUAAUGGAUUGGAUACUAAGUGUUAUGUCUAUUGGUGUUCAUCCUUGGCGUUUGGUUGUGGGCAGAUUAGGAAGAAUGGGACACGGAGAAUUGAAAGGAUGGUCGUCUUUGCUUUCUCGAAAGUCUCUGACACAAGCAUCUAAAAAUCUUAAGGAGAUGUGCAAGCAGUGUGCUUACCUCUUUCCUGGAGAUGCACCGUGUAUACUCUCUGCUUGCUUAGUUUCUAUGGAGCCCGAUUCUUCAUUUCGAAUUAUGCCAGAUAUGUUUACACCCGAUGAAAGAUUUGGCCAGAAUAGUCAAAAUUGCAGUCUGUCUACGCCACAGGACCUCACCUGUACUCACAUACUGGUCUUCCCAACAUCUGCUACAGCACAGUCAGCACAGCAGAGAUUCCAAGAUGAGCAAGCUGUACAUUUUGAAAAUGUCGACUUGUUAUUGGAUGAAGAUUUGCGAGAUGAUAUGGGUGGCGGCAUGGGUGAUAUUGGUAUUGGAAUGGGAUUAAGCUUAAAUGAAAUUCUCAUGCUUGAUAACUGUCCAAAUCAAGAUGAUCAGAUGGAUGAUGGUAGUGGCCAGCGAGACUCGCUCUCUCAACCCGGUAGUCCAACUAUGGGAGGAGGGGGUGGAACAAGUCCCUCGCAAUUUUCCGGACAGGCUCGUAGCAAUGGAGUGGUUUUGGUUGAUCCGCAAGAAGACUCUAGUGGUUCUGUCUUGCAACAACCUCUUGCUCUUGGAUAUUAUGUGUCGACGGCCUCCACCGGGCGACUCCCGAGAUGGUUCUGGUCGUCCUGCCCACACCUUGAAUCAUCUUGCCCAGUAUUUCUAAAGUCAGCCCUCCACCUCCAUUCUCCAGGCAUUACUCAGUCUGAGGAAUUUUUGCAUAGCACAAAUAACAAAGUCCACCCUUUGGAUUCUUCAUAUACCACUGAUGUUCUCAGAUAUGUUCUUGAAGGCUACAAUGGGCUUUCGUGGCUAGUCCUAGAUCCUGCUAAACAGGACAGAAGAUCGUGCCUGCCACUACACAUGCAAGUCCUGUCCCAUCUCUACAAUGUUAUGGCAGCCCUUGUUUGAUAGCCAGCCAAUGAACUCUUGAAGAAAUUUGGCCUGUUUUCAUUCUUCUCGUCUUGCUUUCUUAUCUCAAUUCGCUCUGGUGCAAUUCAUGGGCUUUACAUGGAGAUAUUAUUAGGCCACACAGUUACAUGACAAAGUGCCCUUCACACAAAAUUGGUCUUGUUAAAUAUAUGCAAGGUUGCUAUUUCAAAUAGUCGUAUACUUUUGUAUUCAUAUAAAUUUUAAUGUUUAAAGAUUCUAUAGUGACAAAUAUUCAUAGAAUCUCUAAAAAAAAAGUAGCUGUUUGUAUUCAGAACCAUUUAAUACAGGGCAUUAUGUCCAGAAAUUUGGCAACAGAAAUCAAUAAUAUAUUAUUAUUGAUAAUGUAAUUGAUAAUAGUAAUAAUUAAAAUAAUAGUAUACAAAUGAAAGGCCUUUCUUAUUUGGUGAGGCCUAUAUAAAUAUUGAUACACUAGCCAAAGCACACUUACUCAUUUGUAAUAAGUGUAGAGAAAGCCAGUGCCUGGGUGGACAUGGAAAGUAAACAUCAAGAAUACUACUUAAGCAAAUUAUCUGAAGACAAGUGUAUGAAGAUUAGUGGAUAGCAGUUUAACCAAAGCAUUAUUAAAUAGGGCUGAUGCAUAAUUUUUUUAAAUGCUCAAAGAGAAGGUCAUACCUCACAAAACUUGCAUUAUCUCUUAAGAUCACUGUAUAUACUUAACUUAUUAUGGCCAGAAGUCCACCACAAAGCAAUCAAAACAGACCUGCCUUAUGAUAAUGAACAGAUUUAAAUUAAUAGGUGGAUAAACUUUUCAGGAGCACAAGUUUCAUAAAUUAUUAUGAAGUAAAAUAAUGCUCAUUUUUCACAAUGAUAUAUUUUGGAAUCACACAAUGAAUUACUUGCCAGAGCAAAACUAGGUGGGCCGUUUGUAUCGUGGGCUGGGCGCAGUAAACCAGUGCAUUGUUAGUGACUAGUAUCCAAGCAGGAUUGUCUGUGAUAAUGAUAACAGAUUGAUUGUACUUCAUAAUUGGAUAUUUAUGCCUUUUUAUUAUUAACACUCGUUUCAGCAUAGCCUGGUGCUGAUGACUUUAAUAAUGUAAAUAAAGCAGUGGUGUUGUACAAGCUGGGUGGGUCAGAUCUUUUAAUGCCUUGAUAUGCUACUGCCCUGAGGCUCUCAGAGUAGUGUACAAUGUAAGUUGUACCAAUAUGUGUACAUAUAGCCUCUUGCACCUGUAGCCAAAUUGUAAAUAAUUAUUAUGGCAGGUGGCUCCUUAAUGGAGCACGAGUAGGCAGUAGCAUCUCAGUGGCACACAGGUUCCCCACCUCUCUCCCAGCCCCUCCCCCUCCCCCCCACUGCUCUUAUGUACAGAAUCUAGGUUACAUGUACAGUGAGACACAAGUUUUACACCUCCUGACUGUUUAUACAAGUUAAGUAUUUUCCCCCUAAUGCAACCACCUCCAAACUUUAUGCAAAUGGAGGGGUUGUGAUGUAUAAUAUUUCUGUCGGUAAAUUCAAUUGUUUAUUUUGAGACUAACUUGAAAAAACAUAAAAAAUCAAGUAGCAUGUAAGGUUAGAUAGUUUAAAGAAAGUAUUUUACAAAUGAAACAUUUGUACAAGGAGUGUAUUUUAAAAAAGGUGAAUAACCAAGUGGAAGAUGGCAGAAACCUUCCAUGGCAAGUAUUGGCUUCACUCGUCCCAGGGCCUCAGGAGUUGGGCAAUCAGGCAGCUAAGUACAGUAAUCUCUUCCCUCAGCUGCAGUCUUGGUGUCAUCUAUCAGGUUUCUGUUGCACCAGCAUUAUGGCCAUCUAAUGUUUAAACAAUAUUAUGGUGGUUGUUUCUACAAUUGAUAGUGAACAGCAGAGCUGUUUUUGUCCCCAGUUAGUUGCAAUAUUUGCAAUGAUGGGGUAUUAAAAUCCAUGUAUAUGCUGCAGCCAAAGAUAUCAGAAACGUGCCUGAGGAUGCCCAGUUGGGGCCAAAGGGAUUGAGAAUGAAGACAAAACUUAAUGCACUUUUAUGCAUUCUUCUGAGGUUGGGACAGCCUUACGCCAGCCAGGGUGUGUGUGGAGCAAUCUAUUUAUGUGCGUCUCGUUAAUUCUGACCUGCCUACCUGUCUACCAAGUGGAAUGUGUGAGAACCUAAGAGUUUUGUUAAAUUUUUUAAGAAAUUUGUAUUUUACAGGAAAAUUUUAGCAUUUUAUAUGUAGAGUUUUAUUUGUGUAAACAAUUUUUGACUAUGCAGUAUUGUAGACAGAGUAUUUGCUGGUGUUUCAUCAGGUUAUGAAAAACACUGACAUUUAUUAAGUGGUUGUUGAUUCUCAUUCCAUUAUUCAAUUACAAAAAAUAUAAUUUGUUUCAUAUAUUUGAAAAAAAUUAUAAACACUGCAAUAAGAAGACUGGAUGCAAUCACAUGAAAUAACAAGAAGUUAGCUUUGUAUAGUGUAGACAGAUUACAGGUCUUAUUCUGCUGUGGGUCUAGUGGCAGCUCCCUUUCUUCCUUGCUCAAUACUGUCAUCAUGUUCAUUCUUAUAUCACAUUCAUGGAUACAACACUUUGGCCAACUUCGUACAAAAGCAUGCAAGUCAUAUACGUAUGUCUAUUGCUGCCUGAAUCUUCUAAAAAAAACAACUCUUUCAAAUACACACACAACUUUAGACAAUGAUAUAGUGGAAGCUGUCUUAUGGGAGUUCACAAGGACUCUUAGCACUGUGGUGCCUAACAUCCCUCCCCCCCGUUACAGUACCCAGACAUACACUGAAACCUUCACCCCCAUUUCCUUCCCACUCAUACUAACCCUACCACUCUUUGAAAUGCAUACCUCCUGUACUUUUAACAACCCCUUUCUUAUUUCGGUGUCUGUUUCUGGGAUGUUUCACCUGGAUGGCGGGCUUCUUCAGUCAAAUGCAGAAGUGAAAAAUACAUGGAGGCAGUUGAAGAUGAGACUGAGGUACUCAGUCCCACAACCUUGAGAGAUGUUCAGUUCCGUAGCAUUGAUCACUGAUCAGUUCUGUGAAACCAAACGUCCUCCCUCAGUGCUGAGGAACCGAACACCUUUAUCUCUUCAACUGUCUCGAGUGUUUUAGUCAUUUCUGUAUUCAUCUGAAGAAGUGUUGCCCAUGUGUCUUAAUUCAUUAACUUGUUGGUAUUGUAUAUCAUUGAUAUAAAUCAUGGAAUGGGUGGGGAUUGAACCCACACAAAUGAGUCCUAAAACUUGUAGGCCAGUUGGCUUUAGUUAUUAGAGCCAACUGGCCCGUGGUUAGCACACUUACCUCUGAGAUUUAGGACUUGCUAGCCAUGGGUCAGAGUCCCACCCAUUCCAUGAUUUGUUUGCAAUCAUAUUAUUACGAUUUUGUGAGUCAUACCAUUAAUGUAACACCCUACACCACAUCACCUUUACAAAGCAAUUCCACCCUACACACUUCCCUACCAUUACCCCCUCCCGUCACCAAACUUCCCUCCUGAACAGACUUGCUAAAAAAAAAAAAUUGACAAUAUUAUGUAUACAAUCACACCACAUUGUGUAGACAUAACUAAAGUCAUUGUUAUCAAAGUGUAUUUAUUAAUUCCAACAUAAUCAAGAGAAGCUGACAAAAAUAUUUGUUUUUGGGGUCGUAUGUUAAUAGUAAUGUACAUGACUGACAACAUACCCGUGACUGGUUUUGAGGGUAUGCCUACCCUCACAGUUGGCCUGAGGCCACUCUGUAAGACAUUACACCACUUGUGCAUGAGCAGGCAUUAUAUAUUAUUAUAUUGUUGUACCUAUGCUGUAAGAAAAGCAUAGUUUAUUUUAUAAUUUUCUCACAUCAGUCUGCACAAUUAUAUAAAAAAUUAAUUGAUUUGAAAGACCCGUAUUUUAAUCUAAUAUGAACUGGAGAGUAGUUCUAAUAUAUUGUAUUUAUAACUUUAGAACUGUAUUCACUGUUAACACUCAAAUGCGACACUUGGUCACUAUUAAUUUUAUGCACUCAAAAAUACUCUCUCUUUUUGUCAGAAUGUCCUGUGCUGUUGUAAUUAUUUUACUUGUUUACACCAUAUCAUACCUGUGUUUGUUAUGGGUCGCUGCUCUAGCCUAAAGGCUGUGUGAAUGUUCGUGCAAAAGUGACAGAGUGAUUGUUGGGGAAGUAAGCUCCAACUUUCCCCACUCUCAUUAUUAUCAUUGGUAUAAAAUACAAUUUUAUGUGUAAUAUGAAGUUUUUUAUCCUUAUAUCAACUUUGUAGUUUAGCACUUAUUAUAAUAAAAAAACAUUAAUAUACGACAAAUGAUACAGUUGCAGCAUUGACCAUUUACUAGAUUGUCAUGGCUAUUUUCUUAAUCUUGGAAGUGCUUUGAUGCUGGUGAUGGGCUCUUGAUCCAAGGAAUUGGACCUGUUCUCUCUUGGAAUGAACCUGAGUGUCUCCCAUCCUCAGAAAGCUUCCUCAAUGAUAGUAAGGGGGUUCUUGAUCUAAGGAAUUAGAUCUGAACUCUGGAUUGAGAUUGAUUACAUAGUUAAAGUGCUGUAGGACCCUAUGGGUUUAAAGCCUUCCCCUAAAUAAAAUAUAAGUUAACUUGAUCACAUUCCAACAUCAUCCACAAAAUUUGCUGGAGGAUGAAGCCUCUGAAAUUCAAACCCUCUUUUUUUAUCUCACUGUUCCCAGGAUGACCCCCAACCCUCCUACCUUCCAUCCCAGAUUUAUACACCCUCAUGAUAAUCUCUCUCCAUUCUUUAAUGAGUUGAGAGCAUUUAUGGAUGACAGAGAUUCAGUUAAUUAAAGUGUCAACUUUAAAUACAUGGACACAUUUGAGUGCAAGGAGUAUGGCAAACAGUUGUCCGAAGGGAUAGAGGCCCAGUUAUUGAUGUGCGCUCCAAUUUCUUUGAGUGCCAUCACUGUGACAGCAGCACCAGUGGAUGGUGAACAGAACCUCUAUAUGGUUAUAUAUUCUAGAAGAGACCCAUCAUGCAACUGCACCUCUAUCAAGGAGGAUGCCUAUUGAAUAUAAGAUUAUUAACCCAAGGUCAUGACACUAGGCUAAUACAUAUAUGGUUGGAGAAUCUAGUGGUGUGAAUCAUUAGCAAAAUUAAUCAUAUAAUGAUGGGGCUGGCUAGGCAUGGCAUUAGUGAGACUGAGCAUACCUCCCUGUGGGGUUUCUAAUUCCAAGUCUAGUUAUAUUUGUAUGCCCCUGGAACAACACCCAAAACUAUAGCCUUGAAGCCAUCAUCUAAUGUCCAUUCUAUUAAGUUUACUAAUGAUUACAUGUCAGUUAGUUACAUCAAAAGCAGAGAAGGUGGCUAUGCAAUGAUGAGCUCUCCUUCCAUGCAUGAAACUAGGUAGAUAAGCAUUAUUUGAUUCUGUAUACAAGAAUAAUCUUCUCAAAUGUUUUACACAAGCAGCUAGUAAGAGAUAUUGGGUUAGGAAUUGUGAUGGUGAGGCUGUUGGUCCAAGAUAGAGGGAGCUCCCCGGUUACAUAAUUCAAGGAAAGGAUUACCCAGUAUUCAACACAGCAGUCUGAAUAUGUUAUAAGUAAUACCAGGCGACAUGGAGAUACCCUUAAUGCAAGGAAUGUUAGUCAUCUUUCUUGCUGAGCAUAAAACAAAUGAAUGUCUUGCUUUCAUCAUAUUUGUCAAUUAAUUUUGCUUGUGUGGUACUGGGAAGAUAAUCUUAGCUAGAUGUAGCAGUGAUUAGGUCAUUCACUCUAUGUAAAGGAUGAGGGUGUGCAAUGUGACCAAUUCUGUUACACUUCAUUCUAUUUAUGUCCCUCCAUGCUUGGCUAAGGGGUGUGACCACUGACAAAUUUUUCCCCAACAAGGUCAUUUUGAAAGAGCCUUAGCAUUGCAGGGGUACCAGCUUUCUAUAGGCUAGGCCUAGUCUGUGAGGAGUACGUUUGAGUGUUCGAAGUUUAGGAUCAUUGUAAUAAAUAUUAUUUUUACAAAGUUAAUAGGGUUUAGAGUUCCAGGUUUCAGUGGCAGCUCUAAGAAGUUUUGAAUACUGCUUACAAGGUCUCAACAGAAGAACACUCAGGAAUUAUACCAGUUAGUCACAUGUGCAACAAAGUCAUCAUGCUGAUCAGGGAAAAUAUUCAAACAUUUCCUUUUGAAUAUCCCAGUAGGAAGGAUAGUAUUACCAAUAUCUAGCGAGGUUAGCCAUGGGAAAUGAUAUAUCUGUUAUAAUGGAAGACUCGCAGCAAUAAUGUUUAAGCCAGGGAAGUCUCCAUAGAUAUAUAUGGGCUCAAGGUUACCUACAAUUUGCAACAUUAUCAUGAUUAUUUACAAGUGAGAACAAUUGUUUACCAAAAUGAAUUUCCAAUGGUUUUGUGUCUUGUAUUAUAAUCACCAGUAAUAAGAGCAGGUUCAGACUGAGCACAAGUUGGGAGCUCCAAAUAAUUAAACUUAAAUGCUCAUGAUGAUAAGUUAAAUAAGUUGACAGGAGAAUUCCCAAUAUACAUCCUAGCACCAUGAUACUGUAGCUCCUGUUUUCUUAUGUGUGAGAAAUGAUUUUUUAAUAUAUAGAAUAAGUAGAUUUGAGGUUAUAUGUAACAAAUGAUGGCAAUUUAGGGGGUUGGGACUCGGCACUUGUACACACAAUAUCAAUGGGUUCAAUAGUUACUUUAUGGUGAAGGUCAGAAAAUAUUUUAAGUGAUGAAAUA
Messenger RNA from Cherax quadricarinatus, 13516 nucleotides. NCBI's taxonomy places the organism in Eukaryota, Metazoa, Arthropoda, Malacostraca, Decapoda, Parastacidae. The record is from RefSeq and is a predicted model, not a curated record.